ACCGUCUUCAUUUUGUUUGGCUUAAACCCUAGACAGUUUAAAACAAUUUCCCCACAAGCAGAGGGUUUUAUGCGCGUAAAGCAAUUCAACAGAGCAGUAGCAGAGCGGCAGAAGCUCUCCAGCAAUGGUGAAGGCGUACCUUCGGUACGAGCCGGCGGCGGCCUUCGGAGUGAUCGCGUCCGUCGACUCGAACAUCGCCUUCGACAGCUCCGGCAAGCACCUCCUCGCUGCGGCGCUCGAGAACGUCGGCGUGUGGCACGUCCGCCAGGGGCUCUGCACCAAAACCCUAGCUCCUUCCGCUUCUGCCCGCGGCCCCUCUCUCGCCGUCACCUCCAUUGCCUCCUCUCCAUCCUCUCUGAUUGCAAGUGGGUAUGCUGAUGGCAGUAUAAGAAUUUGGGAUUCUGAGAAAGGAACCUGUGAAACCACAUUGAAUGGACAUAAAGGUGCAGUGACCACCCUUCGAUACAACAAACUUAGUUCUUUGCUUGCAUCUGGAAGCAAAGACAAUGAUGUUAUUCUGUGGGAUGUGGUUGGCGAGACUGGGCUUUUCCGCCUUAGAGGGCACCGUGACCAGGUGACUGACCUUGUUUUCUUGGAUAAUGGGAAAAAACUUAUCAGUUCAUCCAAGGAUAAAUUCUUAAGGGUUUGGGAUCUUGAGACCCAGCAUUGUAUGCAAAUCAUUAGUGGCCAUCAUACUGAAAUUUGGUCCGUGGACACUGAUCCAGAGGAAAGAUAUGUGGUCACUGGGUCAGCGGACCCAGAUCUUAGGUUUUAUACCGUUAAACAUGACUUGGUAGAUGGGCAAUCUGUCUCUAACACAAAUGGAACAGAUGCUGUGAAAAAUAGUGAUGUGUCGACUCAAAACAAAUGGGAAGUAUUGAAGCAUUUUGGUGAAAUUCAGAGACAGAACAAGGAUAGAGUUGCCUCUGUGAGAUUCAAUAACACUGGAAAUUUGCUGGCUUGUCAAGUUGCUGGGAAAACAGUAGAGAUAUUCCGUGUAUUGGAUGAGGUUGAGUCCAAGCGUAAAGCAAAAAGGAGAAUUAACAGGAAGAAGGAGAAGAAAUCUACAAAAGGGCCAGUUGAUGUAACUGUAAAUGGUGAUGCAAGUCAUGAAGCUGGAGAAGAAGGUGACAAGCUCGUCCUUACAGUUUCUGACAUUUUCAAGCUUCUUCAGACUAUACGAGCUGGCAAGAAGAUAUGCUCUUUCUCUUUUUGUCCAGUCACUCCAAAGAACUCGCUUGCCACUGUAGCCUUAUCUCUGAACAAUAAUUUAUUGGAAAUUUAUUCUAUUGACACCAGUUCAACUACAAAAACGAAUGCAAUUGAACUCCAGGGACAUCGCUCUGACAUCAGAAGUGUUACGCUUAGUGCAGACAAUACUCUUUUGAUGUCCACUAGUCAUAGUGCGGUGAAGAUAUGGAAUCCAAGUACUGGAUCAUGCCUUCGAACUAUUGAUUCAGGGUAUGGACUAUGUGGUUUAUUUGUUCCUGGUAACAAGUAUGCAGUUGUUGGUACAAAAGCUGGUGCAAUAGAAAUUAUUGAUGUUAGUAGUGGUACUUGUGUGGAAGUACUGGAAGUUCAUGGUGGCUCUGUCCAAUCAAUUGUGGCUGUUCCAGAUGGUACUGGUUUUGUUACUGGGAGUGCUGAUCAUGAUGUCAAGUUCUGGGAAUACCAAACCAUACAGAAAACUGGUGAAGAUUUGAAGCAUCUAACAGUCUCGCAUGUAAGGAACCUGAAAAUGAAUGAUGACGUUCUAGUGGUUGCUGUUAGCCCUGAUGCUAAAUACAUUGCUGCUGCACUGUUAGAUUGUACUGUGAAGGUCUUCUUUAUGGACUCUCUCAAAUUUUUCCUUUCAUUGUACGGUCACAAGCUGCCCGUGCUGUGUAUGGAUAUUUCAUCAGAUGCAGAGUUGAUAGUCACAGGCUCAGCAGACAAGAAUUUGAAGAUUUGGGGUUUGGAUUUUGGAGACUGCCAUAAGUCCAUUUUUGCUCAUUCUGAUAGUGUCAUGGCAGUUCGAUUUGUGCGCAACACGCAUUACAUGUUUAGUGCUGGGAAAGAUCGCCUUGUGAAGUACUGGGAUGCUGACAAGUUUGAGCUGCUGUUAACUCUUGAGGGCCAUCAUGCUGAAAUUUGGUGUCUUUCAGUCAGCAAUCGUGGUGAUUUUGUUGUCACUGGAUCUCAUGACCGAGCAAUACGCCGUUGGGAUCGUACUGAAGAACCAUUUUUCAUUGAGGAGGAGAAAGAAAAAAGGUUGGAGGAGAUGUUUGAGGCUGACCUUGACAACACAUUUGAAAGUAGGUACGCACCUAAGGAAGAUCUUCCGGAGGAAGGAGCUGUGGCCAUAGCUGGGAAAAAAACGAAAGAAACUCUAACUGCAACCGACUGUAUUAUUGAAGCAUUAGACAUGGCGGAAGCUGAACUGAAACGUAUUGCUGAACAUGAGGAGGACAAGUCUAGAGGGAAAGUGGCAGUCUUCCAGCCAAAUAUUCUUAUGCUUGGGCUCUCUCCAUAUGAUUACGUUCUUCGUGCACUUUCAAGUGUUCAUACCAAUGAUCUGGAGCAAACAUUACUGGCUUUACCAUUCUCAGAUGCUUUGAAGCUUUUGUCUUACUUGAAGGAUUGGGCCUUGAUUCCUGAUAAGGUUGAGCUUGUUUGUAGGGUUGCUACGGUGCUACUGCAGCUGCAUCAUAACCAGCUGAUUACUACCGUGGCUGCUAGACCUAUCUUGGCUCUGCUCAAAGACAUUCUUCAUGCAAGAGUCAAGGAAUGCAAAGACACUCUUGGUUUCAACCUCGCAGCGAUGGAUCAUCUCAAGCAAUUGAUGGCUUUAAAGUCUGAUGCACUCUUUCGAGAUGCCAAAACAAAGUUACUUGAAAUACGAUCGCGGCAUUCACAACGUGUUGAAGCAAGGGCCGAUGUUAAAGAAGGGAGGAGGAAAAAGAAGAGACAAAAGAAGUCUGAUGACGUGCACGUUUGGAGUUGAUAUCCGCAGUAGCUACAAUGUCAAGAAGUGAAAUGCAUAUGAUGGAAUCACCACUGGAAAGGACUGCAAAAUGCCUUUGACUCAUCUCUGGCUGCUAACAAUUAUUGUCAACUUCGCAGAUCCUUGAUCUAAUCUGGUAUUGGAACAACUUUGGGAUAGAGAAAGUGCUACAGUGAGGAGUUAAGAGUUCUGUGCCUCAAAGGAAAGAGAAAGGUACCGGGUUUACUGUGUUAAUUAUCCAAUUGAUCAUCAAUUUUUGAUAUCUGUUGCAUAUACAUAUAUAUCAUGGUGGUUGUCAUCCCAUUUUUUCGGGGCAUAUUUAUACCUUGUAACGUCAACUGCUAGAGCUGAUGAAAUUGACAUCUGCUUAUGAGCAUGGUUAAUCUGGUUGUUUAUCUUUGAUGUUGUAUGCGCAAGUUACAAGGCCUGAAUUUGUAUCAA
Molecule: messenger RNA, 3424 nt
Organism: Rhododendron vialii
Lineage: Eukaryota; Viridiplantae; Streptophyta; Magnoliopsida; Ericales; Ericaceae
Exons: 12
Coding region: 125-2983 (952 amino acids)
Biological process (GO): maturation of SSU-rRNA
Cellular component (GO): Pwp2p-containing subcomplex of 90S preribosome; small-subunit processome
Molecular function (GO): snoRNA binding; protein binding
Source: RefSeq, a predicted model, not a curated record